CACGGAUCCGUCACCGAAGAUCCGCAAGUUUGGGACGAAAAGUAGAAAAGGGGGGUCACCAAGACUGUCCACGGUUCGGAAAGUUCACAGUGCAGAUGGAUCCUCGAAGAGGCAUACCAUUGCCGCAUCAACCAUGAUGGCUGGUAAGAGAGCCGUCAAUGUGGUGACCGCUGUAGGCAAGGAAGGUGUGCAUGCCGUCACUGCCGUUGGAAAAGGUGGAGUGGGAGCUGUGACGGCAGUGGGAAAGGGUGGAGUGCAUGCGGUCGCUGCAGUUGGAAAAAGUGGAUUCGAUGCUGUUGCAUCUGUGGGUGAAUCGACCUUGAUUAGGAGACCCCAUAGUACGGGAUCUACACCAGCAAGUCUCAUGACUGAUGAUUCGGCUAAUUCGGUGACGCCGACCGCUGUCGAAGCCGCCGUGGAUUCAGGAAACAACGAGGGAGAGGGAAGCAACAUUAUUUCUGGUGAACGUACGGCAUAGGAGCAGCUCGACUUGAGCAAUGCAAGGCACGAAAUAUAAUGUGCCCUUCACUUGCUCAGCUCCCUGCAUGCUCGCGAAUGGAUGCCAAUAAUUGUGCUUCUGACCAGAGUUAUUCUUUCAGAGGUUAGAGACAAUCUGCUACUUGAAGUUGUGGAUUGUUAGUACUCAUGACAGCUUGGCGCUGGCGACAAUGCACAUCACAGCAACCCGCUGUCCUCACUCAACUGUUGGAUUGUACAACCAUUUAUGUCAUUUGUCAUAUAUAUGAUAAGAACUACACGUACGAUAGUCCAUGACGCGUAAUGCG
Molecule: messenger RNA, 785 nt
Organism: Seminavis robusta
Lineage: Eukaryota; Bacillariophyta; Bacillariophyceae; Naviculales; Naviculaceae
Source: the annotation of a GenBank genome assembly